AAUUAUUGAACGCAAUAAAUAUUGGCUUUAUUGACUUCAAAAAGAAAUCGAUGAAUGACAAGCAUGAAAAAGGUUUAGUUACCCAACCGAUACCCGGAGAUCUAUAUCCCGCAUUAAGUGCAAGUAAUAGAUUAUCUUGA
Messenger RNA from Entrophospora candida, 140 nucleotides. The record is from the annotation of a GenBank genome assembly. NCBI's taxonomy places the organism in Eukaryota, Fungi, Glomeromycota, Glomeromycetes, Entrophosporales, Entrophosporaceae.